UUCAACUUGCAUUGAUCUUCCUUGACGCUAGCCAUCAGCUCGCUCUGCUAGCAGCUGCCAUGUUUUCUCUUCGUAGUUGUGGUCGGCAAGUGUGCCUUGCCUCCUCUACUGCCCCUCUGAAUAUAGACCUUCACCGGUCGGUGAUUGUUGGCUCGUCGUGGCAGCUGAACAAAGACAAAGGAGAGGAACCGGGGAGGAGGAGGAGGAGCCAUCCACCCCACAAGCGUCGUCGUGUCUUCCACCACCCAUGCGGUAGAGGCGAGGCGGCGGCGCAGCCGUGCGCCGUGGUGGGUGACCGGGUGACGGUCCUGACCAUCGACGGUGGCGGCAUCCGGGGCCUCAUCCCGGGCACGGUGCUCGCCUUCCUCGAGGCCCGGCUGCAGGACCGGGACGGGCCGGCGGCGAGGUUGGCGGACUACUUCGACUACAUCGCCGGGACGAGCACCGGCGGGCUCAUCACGGCGAUGCUGGCCACGCCGGGGAAGGACGGGCGCCCGCGCUUCUCCGCCGACGGUAUCAACCCCUUCUACCUCAAGCACGGCCCGCGCAUCUUCCCUCAGAGGUGGAGCAGCCUCGCUGCUUGCAUCGCCGCGGCGAGGGGCCCCAAGUACGACGGCGAGUACCUCCGGGCCUUGAUCCGGGAGAAGCUUGGCGAGAAGAGGGUGCUCGACACGCUCACCAAUGUCGUCAUCCCCACCUUCGACGUCAAGCUGCAGCAGCCUAUCAUCUUCUCCACAUACGACGCCAAGGUCACGCCUUCGAAGAAUGCGCUGCUAUCUGAUGUCUGCAUCGGCACGUCGGCGGCUCCAACCUAUCUCCCAGCACACUACUUCUGCACCAAAGAUGCCAACAGAGAACAGCGCGAAUACAACCUCAUCGACGGUGGUGUUGCGGCCAACAAUCCGACGAUGGUUGCCAUGACGAUGAUCACGGAAGAGAUCAUGGCCAGGAAAGAGGACGCGCACCAGUACCUGACCAGGACGAUGGAGGAGAACUGCGGCCGGUUCCUGGUGCUGUCCAUCGGCACCGGCCUGAGGUCCGAGGAGGAGCAGUACACCGCGGAGGCCUGCUCCAGGUGGGGCAUCCUCGGGUGGCUGCACAAGGGGGGCAUGAAGCCCAUCAUUGACUUCUUCAUGGCCGCCAGCUCCGACCUCGUCGACAUCCACGUCGCCGCCAAGUUCAAGCUGUUCCGCAGCGAGAGCAACUACCUCCGCGUCCAGGACAACACGCUCGGCGGCACCGCCGCGGCGGUGGACGUGGCGACGCCGGAGAACAUGGGGAACCUCGUCGGGACCGGCGAGAACCUGCUGAGGCAGCAGGUGUCGAGGGUCAACGUGGACACCGGCAAGUACGAGGUGGUGCCGGGUGAGAGGACCAACGCGCAAGCUCUCGACGACCUGGCGAAGCAGCUCUCCGAGGAGAGGAAGGCGAGGCUCCGGCAAGGGAAGGCUGUGCCAGGCCGUGGCGUCGGUGCGGCGCGGUAGGGAAUGCCGAUGGCUCAUAAAUUAGUUAUUAGUCCAUCUUCUUAGCUUAAUAAUUUAUUUCUAAAAUAUUUUGAUAGGGUGUGCGUUUAGAUAUCGCAGAAGAUGACAUA
This is a messenger RNA of Panicum virgatum (switchgrass), 1594 nucleotides long. Its product is annotated as patatin-like protein 1. The record is from RefSeq and is a predicted model, not a curated record. Lineage: Eukaryota; Viridiplantae; Streptophyta; Magnoliopsida; Poales; Poaceae. Gene Ontology annotation, molecular function: glycerophospholipase activity; monoacylglycerol lipase activity. The transcript is spliced from 3 exons. Gene Ontology annotation, biological process: lipid metabolic process. Bases 60 to 1484 code for a protein of 474 amino acids.